This is a messenger RNA of Oryza sativa Japonica Group (Japanese rice), 1151 nucleotides long. Its product is annotated as probable mediator of RNA polymerase II transcription subunit 26c. Lineage: Eukaryota; Viridiplantae; Streptophyta; Magnoliopsida; Poales; Poaceae. The record is from RefSeq and is a predicted model, not a curated record. Gene Ontology annotation, cellular component: nucleus.
CGUGCUUUGCCAUGGCCGGCGGAGAGGCAAUGGCGGCGGCGGUGAGGGAGAUGGUUCGCUCGAUGGGAGCCGAACAGCUCGACGAGGCCAUCGCCUUCGCCACCAUGGAGCUCGCGGGCCGCGACAUUCCGUUCGAGGACGUGUUUCGGCUCUGCGACGAGCAGGAGCUCCGACGCGCCAAGAAAUCUUCCAUGGCCGAGGAGGUCGAGAGGAUCAAGGGCAAGCUCGUCGGCGGGGAAGACGGCGGCAGGCCGAGCUCCGACUCGUCGGAGGAGACCGUGGUCGAGUUGCUCCGCGCGCUGCGGUCGACGCCGAUGACGUUCGAGACGCUGGAGGCGAGCAGGAUCGGCAAGACCAUCAGCGGCCUGAGGAGGAAGCACUCCUCCGAGAAGGUGCGCGGCCUCGCCGCCGCGCUCUACAAGAACUGGAAGGCUAUCGUCGACGAGCACUUGACCAGGAGCAGCUCCAAGCCGCCGGCGCCGGCACCGACCAAGACCGCCUCCGCGUCUGAUCACGCCAAGAAGACGGACAUGGCGGCCGCUCACAAGCCGGCGCCAGCGCCGUCGCCGAGGAAGACAGCAUCGAACAAGCACGAGGCGGCGCCGGCACGCGCGGACGACGCGAAGCUUGCGGCAGCGAGGCGCAAGCUCCAGGACGGCUACAAGGAGGCCGCGUCCGCCAAGAAGCAGAGGGUGAUCCAGGUGAUCGACACGCCGAAGAAGGUGAAUCGGCGUCCCGUCGCCGUCGUCGAGCGGCGGCGCAUCAUGCCGGGUGUCGCCACGGUGGCUCCACUGCGGAUGUGUAGAGCUGUAUGAGCAGGGGGAACUAUUGCAAACUCUGGGACAUAUACUCUUAAGGAACAUCUGCUCGUUAUUUGUACUAGAUGCUGGGGCACGCCAAUGGCGCGCCGCCUGCAUAUAGAUUGCUUGAUUAGUGUAGACUAAUCAUUUGUUUUCAGGCUGAAUCAAUGAUUAUGUAAGAAAAAAAAACCUAUGAAUACAUUUGCAGUGAAUGCCGUUGAUGAGUAAUUUUCCAUACAUUGUUUUACAGAUUCUGCUGAGAACAAAACUCUUACACUUUACAAUCUAAAGAUGAAGCACCAAUGCAUAUAAAAAAUAAAAUCAAAGUUUUACAUAAUGAUCAGAGUAAUG